GGAGUAUCGGUUUGGAUGUUGUUUGUUAUGAUCUGGGUUUGGGUUCAGAGUCUGGACGACACGAGGGUCUUUCUGCUGUAAACACUCAUUCACGCGCUCUGGCGAUUUCCAGGAUAGUUAAGUGGUUCGCCCUAAUGAGCACUAUAUUAUGGAGAAAGUCCGAAAGAUUCUAGUUCAUCUGUCGAGGGAAAACGCCGCUCCGCAGUGCGCACGAUUCGUGCAGAGCAUAACUGGACACUUUGUUGGGAGUGUUGAGGAUCAGGCAACUGUGAGCUGUUCUUUGGAGAAUAACAGAUUUAUUUUAUGUGAUCGGCUGUGUGAUGGAGGAGUUCCUCUGAAGAGGGCGUCAUUUUGCCCCAUCAAAUACCUGUCUCACUCGGAGGCAGACUCCCUGCCCCCAGAUACCCUCAACCGUGGGGUAGACGUGGGCGUGGCUGUGCUGCUGCAGUCAGCCAAUCAGAGACUGUUGCUAACACGCCGUGCCUCCAGCCUCCGGAUCUUCCCCAAUGUUUGGGUUCCGCCCGGUGGCCAUGUGGAGCUGGAUGAAAAGCUGUUGGAUGCAGGACUCAGGGAGCUGAAGGAAGAGACCGGUCUGAAACUGAGCCCUGAUGAGAUCUCCUCUCAGCUGCUCGGCCUGUGGGAGUCAGUUUAUCCGCCCAUGCUGUCCGUAGGACUGCCUAAGAGACAUCACGUUGUGACAUACAUACUUCUGAGGAGCUGUCAAUCACACAUGCAGCUACAGGCUUGUUUGCGCCCUGAUCCUGCUGAAGUCAGUGCGUGUGUGUGGGUUGAUGCAGGUCUGGUGAAUGUUGUAGUAUCUGCAGUAGAUGGUGAGAAGGAUUCUGUUCAAAUACCAUCUGAUCUGCCACAAACUAUCAGUGUGACAGAGGUGUCUCCACACGGUGAGCUAAUCGAGACCUCGUUGCCUGUUUCUGUGCUCUGUAACCGGGCCCCGGAUCAUGGCGAGGACAUCGAACGAGUCAGCACUGGAACCAAAUUUGCCUUAGAACUGUGGUUGAAAACACUGGAGCCUCAUACUGCGAUGGUCUGAUGACUCCUCUCUGCCUGCUUCUGUUUAUGUAUGUUACCAUUUAACCAGUGCCUUGAGGAGGAUAGCACCACCUGCUGCACUGGAGUUAUUUCAACAUUCAAAUCAAAAUGC
Messenger RNA from Carassius carassius (crucian carp), 1162 nucleotides. RefSeq names its product nudix (nucleoside diphosphate linked moiety X)-type motif 17 (gene nudt17). Lineage: Eukaryota; Metazoa; Chordata; Actinopteri; Cypriniformes; Cyprinidae. Bases 149 to 1051 code for a protein of 300 amino acids. Gene Ontology annotation, biological process: NAD+ catabolic process; NADP+ catabolic process. The transcript is spliced from 9 exons. Gene Ontology annotation, cellular component: cytosol. The record is from RefSeq and is a predicted model, not a curated record. Gene Ontology annotation, molecular function: NADH pyrophosphatase activity.